Ruditapes philippinarum (Manila clam) is the source of this 933-nucleotide messenger RNA. RefSeq names its product matrilin-3-like. The record is from RefSeq and is a predicted model, not a curated record. Lineage: Eukaryota; Metazoa; Mollusca; Bivalvia; Venerida; Veneridae. The annotation marks the transcript as partial. The transcript is spliced from 3 exons.
UUGAAAAGGCCGUAGUUACAACCGAGGAGCCAGGUUGUAAACUGGCAGAGGUCGAUCUUGUAAUAAAUAUUGAUGCAUCAUCAAGUAUGACGGAGUCUAAUUUCCUGGAGAUGCUUGAUUUCUGCAAAGAUAUUGUGGACUACACUGAUGUAGACAGUGGUAGUGCUCGAAUUGGUAUUCUCGUAUUCAGUACAGACGCAGAGAUUCAAUUCCAUUUGAAUAAAUACAAUACCACUGCAGCAGUGAAAGCCGCUAUUGAUAAAAUAGAAUUUAUUUACGGAAGAACAAACACUGCAGCUGCUUUAAGGACUAUGCACUCAAGAAUGUUCACAAGAUCUAAUGGAGAUCGUCCGGAAGUUCCAAAUGUCGGUAUUCUGUUAACAGAUGGUGUUUCAAAUUUAGACAUUAGAAGAACUAUCCCAGAGGCAAACAAUGCUAGGACGAAAGAUAUCGAAUUAUAUGCCAUUGGUAUCAAAGUAUCAGACACACAAGAACUUGACAGUAUAGCUAACACCCCAACGGAUCAGUUUAGAUUCCUUGUAAAGACUUUUGAAGAGCUCGCUGGAUUGACCGAGAAAAUCAUUUGUGGUGAAAGAUUCGGUGCUGGAUGCGGUAAUAUUUUUAUUCUCCCCGAAAGGUGUUUAUAAAGUCGCCGGUUUGUCAGUCCAUCUGUACGGGCUAACAUCUAAUAGUCUACAAGUACAAAUGUUGCUGCAAUGCAGCAAUUGAGAAGCUCCGCGCAAAAAAAUGUGCUCAUUACAGAUACAUUACCAAAUUAUUCCUAAGCACAGGUCAUGUUAUAUUCAGAUUAGGUACUAUUGUAGAUUUUUCCGAAUGUUUUGUAAAGCAUUUUUUGCAUAAUUAUGCUUUUCUUAUGCACUGUCCAUAAUUAAAAAGAGGGGAACAAUUUUUUAAUAUAAAAAUGCUUUCACU